This is a messenger RNA of Trichosurus vulpecula (common brushtail), 8991 nucleotides long. RefSeq names its product SH3 and multiple ankyrin repeat domains 2 (gene SHANK2). Gene Ontology annotation, cellular component: postsynaptic density; postsynaptic membrane; dendritic spine. NCBI's taxonomy places the organism in Eukaryota, Metazoa, Chordata, Mammalia, Diprotodontia, Phalangeridae. The transcript is spliced from 24 exons. The record is from RefSeq and is a predicted model, not a curated record. Gene Ontology annotation, molecular function: ionotropic glutamate receptor binding; synaptic receptor adaptor activity. The coding region runs from base 355 to 5886 and encodes 1843 amino acids.
GCCAGCCAGCGGCCGAACGCACGACUCAAGUUUCCCCGGCAACUUUCGCCUGGGAAUCCCUCCCCUAGAGCGAGUCUCGGCCCCGCUGGAGUCCGAGCGCCUGGCUCCGCCGCGGCCGCGGCCGCCUGGAAACCCGGAGACUUGGGGAGGGGCCUGCGAUCGUGCACCUCAGGGGCAGCAGCGGCUGCAGCUGAUGAAGCGCUCUCCGAGCCGGGCGCAGCUGCUGAAUCUUUGAUGAGGCUGGUCCGGUCCCUGGGUUCGAGGGGAUCAGGAGGAAACUGAGUUGGAGAUUCUGUGUCCUGGCCUCUUUCUGCUUCUAGACACGGCAGAGGAGACAAAACCAGCCUUGCAGCCAUGCCACGAAGUCCCACAUCAAGCGAGGAUGAGAUGGCCCAGAGCUUCUCCGAUUACUCAAUGGAAUCUGAGUCAGAUAGCUCCAAAGAAGAAACCAUCUAUGACACCAUCCGGGCGACCUCUGAGAAGCCAUCCGUCAAGAUGGAAGAGAGCCAAGGCAAUACUCUGGUCAUUCGCAUUAUCAUUCAGGACUUACAGCAGACGAAAUGCAUUCGAUUUAACCCAGACGCUUCAGUGUGGGUGGCGAAGCAGCGGAUACUCUGCACAUUGAACCAGAGUCUCAAAGAUGUCCUAAAUUAUGGGCUCUUCCAACCUGCCAGCAACGGGCGAGAUGGAAAAUUCCUGGAUGAGGAGCGGCUUCUCAGGGAGUACCCACAGCAUGUGCCCAAAGGAAUUCCUUCUUUGGAGUUCCGAUACAAAAGGCGGGUGUACAAGCAAGCGAAUCUGGACGAGAAGCAGCUGGCCAAGCUCCAUACCAAGACCAACCUAAGGAAAUGCAUGGACCAUAUUCAGCAUCAUUCGGUGGAGAAAAUCUCCAAGAUGUUGGAGAGAGGCCUGGAUCCCAACUUCCAUGACACAGAAACAGGAGAAACGCCACUGACUUUAGCAGCCCAGCUUGACAACUCUGUAGAGGUGAUCAAAGCUCUCAAAAAUGGAGGCGCCCACUUGGACUUCCGAGCCAAAGAUGGAAUGACAGCCCUCCACAAAGCCGCUCGAGCCAAGAACCAGGUGGCCCUCAAGACUCUCCUGGAGCUCGGGGCCUCUCCAGACUACAAGGACAGCUAUGGCCUCACACCCCUGUAUCACACAGCGGUUGUCGGAGGGGACCCUUACUGCUGUGAACUGCUCCUCCAUGAGCAUGCCACAGUGGGCUGCAAGGAUGAGAAUGGCUGGUGCGAAAUUCACCAGGCCUGUCGCUAUGGACAUGUCCACCACCUUGAGCACUUGUUAUUCUAUGGAGCUGAUAUGGGAGCCCAGAAUGCCUCUGGGAACACUGCCCUACACAUCUGUGCCCUUUAUAAUCAGGAUAGCUGUGCUCGAGUUUUGUUGUUCCGUGGGGGUGACAAGGAAUUGAAGAAUUACAACAGCCAGACGCCGUUCCAGGUGGCGAUAAUCGCAGGAAACUUUGAGCUGGCUGAAUAUAUUAAGAACCACAAGGAAACAGAUAUUGUGCCAUUCAGAGAGGCCCCGACAUACUCAAACCGGCGGCGGAGACCCCCGAGCACACUGGCAGCCCCCCGAGUUCUGCUGCGCUCCAACAGUGAUAACAACCUCAACGUGAACAACCUCCCCGACUGGUCUGUGUGCUCCUCGGCCUCUUCCCACCGCAGCCUUUCACCCCAGCUCCUCCAGCAGAUGCAGGGCAACCCAAAUGGCACAGUAAAAACCAUCGGGAGCUACACACCGGGGCCUCGGAGCCGCUCUCCAUCGCUGAACCGGCUUGGGGAGGAUGCCAGGAGGCAGCAGCAGGCCCCACCCCUGCCACAGCGGCACAUCAGCUCUGGCUUCGCUCCUGGUGCCAGCAAGGAUGCCAUCUCUGCCUUUGACUACCCGGGGCCCAAGCGCAAGCUCUACAGCGCGGUACCUGGGAGACUGUUUGUUGUUGUAAAGCCAUAUCAACCUCAAGUCGAUGGAGAGAUCCACCUUCACCGGGGCGACAGGGUCAAAGUGUUGAGCAUUGGUGAAGGCGGCUUCUGGGAAGGCAGCACCCGGGGCCACAUUGGCUGGUUUCCUGCUGAUUGUGUGGAGGAAGUCCAGUGUAAACCAAAUGAAAGCAAGCCAGAAACUCGCACUGAUCGAACCAAGAAACUCUUUCGACACUACACAGUGGGCUCCUAUGACAGCUUUGAUGCCUCCAGUGACUGCAUUAUCGAGGAGAAGACAGUGGUCCUGCAAAAGAAAGACAAUGAAGGCUUUGGCUUCGUGCUGCGAGGGGCUAAAGCUGAUACUCCAAUUGAAGAGUUUACCCCAACGCCAGCAUUCCCUGCCCUGCAGUAUCUGGAGUCCGUGGAUGAAGGAGGAGUAGCAUGGCAGGCAGGCUUGAGAACUGGUGACUUCCUCAUUGAGGUAAACAAUGAAAAUGUCGUGAAAGUCGGUCACAGACAGGUGGUGAACAUGAUCCGCCAAGGAGGGAAUCACUUAGUCCUCAAGGUUGUCACGGUAACCAGAAACCUCGAUCCCGAUGACACAGCCAGGAAGAAAGCCCCUCCGCCUCCCAAGCGAGCGCCAACCACAGCCCUGACCUUGCGGUCUAAAUCUAUGACCUCUGAGCUGGAAGAGCUUGAUAAAGUCGAUGAAGUUGUACCAGCUACUAAGCCAUCAAGGACAGCAGAAAACGUGACUGUGGAGUCAAGAGUGGCGACCAUCAAGCAGCGCCCGACCAGCAGGUGCUUCCCAUCUGUGGCAGACAUGAAUUCCAUUUACGAGCGGCAGGGAAUUGCAGUGAUGACCCCCACGGUCCCAGGGAGUCCGAAGGGCCCAUUCCUGGGCAUCCCUCGAGGUACAAUGAGAAGGCAGAAAUCAAUAGACAGCAGAAUCUUUCUAUCAGGAAUAACAGAGGAAGAGCGCCAAUUCCUGGCUCCCCCGAUGCUAAAGUUCACAAGAAGCCUGUCCAUGCCUGACACCUCCGAAGAUAUCCCUCCUCCUCCCCAGUCCUUACCUCCUUCUCCACCACCGCCCUCCCCAACUGCUUACAAUUCACCCAAGUCGCCGACAGCCAGACCCUACGGGACAAUCAAGCCCCCCUUCAAUCAGAAUUCGGUUCCCAAGGUCUCCCCUUCCCCUCGGCCUGAAAACAUCGGCACAGUGAUGAGGGAGAAGGGUAUGUAUUAUCGGAGAGAGCUGGACCGCUAUUCCCUCGACUCAGAAGACCUGUACAGCCGGAAUGCCGCCGCCCAGGCAAACUUCAGAAACAAGCGGGGUCAGAUGCCAGAAAACCCCUAUUCCGAAGUGGGGAAGAUCGCGAGCAAGGCCGUUUAUGUCCCUGCCAAGCCAGCCAGGAGGAAGGGGAUGCUGGUGAAGCAGUCCAAUGUGGAGGACAGUCCUGAGAAAACCUGCUCCAUCCCCAUCCCGACAAUCAUCGUGAAGGAGCCAUCCACAAGCAGCAGCGGUAAGAGCAGCCAGGGGAGCAGCAUGGAGAUCGAUGCUCAGGCGGGUGAGCCACCAGGGCAGCUGCGGCCCGACGACAGCCUGAGCGUCAGCAGCCCCUUUGCGGCAGCCAUCGCCGGAGCAGUGCGAGACAGGGAGAAGAGACUGGAGGCCAGGAGGAACUCCCCGGCCUUCCUCUCCACGGACUUGGGUGAUGAGGACGUGGGAUUGGGCCCAGGGCCUCCCGUGCCCAGGACAAGGCCUUCCAAGUUCCCAGAGGACGAGAUGUUUGGCGACGAGGACAGCCUGGGCCAGCUGCCAUCGUCCACUCCAGUAGUGGCACCGAGGGAGUCCGAGAACCAUUUUGGCAGCAGCGAGGCUGGCGGCCAGAGUGACCCAGGCAGCGUGAGGACAUUGAAUUCAGUCCCCAAAGCAAAAGGUCCUGAGAACAACGCUGGGACAGCAGCCAAGGGUGGAAGCGCAGUUAGCCCUGAUAACUAUGUCCAUCCCCUCACUGGAAGGCUAUUAGACCCCAAUUCGCCAUUGGCUCUGGCCCUCUCGGCCAGGGAUAGAGCCUUGAAAGAAACUCAGCAGGGUCCCGGCAAGGGGGAAGCAGCCAAGGCAGAUCUAAACAAGCCCCUCUACAUCGAUACCAAAAUGCGGCCCAACAUGGAGCCGGCCUUUCCCUCUGUGACCAGGCAGAGCACCCGCGGCCCACUGAGGAGGCAGGAGACGGAGAACAAAUAUGAGCUGGACAAGGACAGAAAGGGAGACGAAAAGAAGAACAUGCUUAUCAGCAUCGUGGACACCUCCCAGCAGAAGACCGCCGGCCUGCUGAUGGUCCAUACCGUGGAUGCUGCUGUGGCGGAAGACUCCCUAGAAGAGGAAGAGGAGAAAGAAGACAUGGACGCAGAGCCAGAACGCUCUCCAACUGAGGUGCCCGAAAGCAUUCCCGAAACCGAAGGUGCUUUACAGGCCUCGGCCUCCGGCCCAGGCAAGGUGAUGGCUGCGGCGGGCUCCGUGGACGAGCCGGUCGUCUUGCCCUUCCGUAUCCCGCCCCCUCCUCUGGCGUCCGUGGAUCUGGACGAAGAUUUUAUUUUUACAGAACCAUUGCCUCCGCCCCUAGAGUUUGCAAACAGUUUUGAUAUUCCUGACGACCGGGCCGCUCCAACUCCCCCUCCCACAGACCCGGGAAAGCUGAGGAAAGACUCCCCCCAGUCCCCUUCAUUUGCCCCCAGCCAGUCAGCCAAUUCCGUAGACAGUAAGAAGCCGGCAGGUCUUUCAAACUGUUUGCCAGCCUCGUUCCUGCCGCCCCCAGAAAGUUUUGAUAAUGUCACUGACUCCGGGAUCGAGGAGGUGGACAGCCGGAGUAGCAGUGACCACCAUCUUGAGACAACCAGCACUAUCUCCACCGUGUCCAGCAUCUCCACCUUGUCCUCGGAAGGGGGCGAGACCCUGGACACAUGCACGGUCUAUGCAGAUGGGCAGGCAUUUAUGGUUGACAAGCCCCCUGUACCUCCGAAGCCAAAAAUGAAGCCCAUGAUCACCAAAAGCAAUGCACCUCACAAAGACACCCUGGUAGAAGAGAACACCGACGGCUUUGUGAUCUCCCUGCCUGCACAGGCGCCGGCACCGCCCCCGCCGCCCGCUGGCGCCCAGGCAGGGGGGACCGCAAAGGUUCUCCAGCAAAGGACCUCCAAGCUGUGGGGGGAUGUCCCCGAGGUCAAAAGCCCGAUUCUCUCAGGCCCAAAGGCGAACGUCAUUAGCGAAUUGAAUUCAAUCCUGCAGCAAAUGAACAGAGAGAAAUCGACGAAACCAGGGGAAGGAUUGGAUUCGCCCACUGGAACCAAAACCGCUAGCCUCAGUACAAGGAGUACGGAUGUCAUGAGCACCGUCUCAGGGACGCGGAGCACGACGGUCACCUUCACCGUCCGCCCUGGCACCACCCAGCCCAUCACCCUGCAGAGCAGGCCGCCGGACUAUGACGCGAGGACCGCUGUCACGAGACGUGCCCCAAGCCCUGUGGUCUCCCCCACCGAGAUCGCCAAGGAGGCCCUGACCGCUCCCCUGACCGCCGUCUCGGCUGCGUCCCCUUCACCUGCUCUGUCUGAGGUUUUUAGCCUUCCGAGCCAGCCACCUUCAGGGGACCUGUUUGGCUUGAGCGCGGCACCGCGCAGCAGGUCCCCAUCCCCCUCGAUACUGCAACAGCCAAUCUCAAAUAAGCCUUUUACAACUAAACCUGUCCACCUGUGGACCAAGCCCGAUGUGGCUGAUUGGCUGGAAAGCUUAAAUUUAGGGGAGCAUAAAGAGACCUUCAUGGACAAUGAAAUCGACGGCAGUCACUUACCAAACCUUCAGAAGGAAGACCUCAUAGACCUCGGAGUAACUCGAGUCGGGCAUAGAAUGAACAUAGAAAGAGCCUUGAAGCAGCUGCUGGACAGAUAAGGACGCCUGCUCCCUCUGCCUUCAUGGACUUCUGCUUAUAAGUAGAGAUGGGCUUGUACUGUAGUCGCUGAGGCCUCCUGGUCUGUGAGCACCAACACCACCCUGGCUCUGUCCACCUCCUGUUGCCCAAAGAAAGGCCGAGUGCAUCUCGGAGCCCAGGUCCGCUAACCCCCAGGCCCCGGCCUGCAUUCCUACCCGGCGGCCGGACAGGCCUAGGCGCCAGGUGCGGGGGCCACUCCCUUCAGAGAGGGGAGGAAGGGAGAAGGGGAUUCGAACGGGUUCCAAGCCUGCCCCUCAUGGGGCGGGUGACCUCCCUUGCUCCUCCCAGGUCCAGAAGCCAGCCCAGAAUGGGGCUCGGCCGAUGUCUCCUGAGCUGCUCCUCCCUUGGUUCUGACCGGCUCCCGACCCUCCAGGUCCCAGCACUGGCUCCUGCCCAUUCCCCUCCCCUUUUUUGGUCAGUACGUGCUCACUUGCUUCCUUGUUUUCCGAGCAGUUUGCUGGCGGUAGAACCAGCCCCAGAAGAAUUUAUUUAGCGGAUGUGCCGUCUUGGGCCCCCCAGCCCCAGAUGCUCCACACCAUCUCCUCACUGGGGCUGCAGCCGUAGCUGUCAGGCAGAGAGGUGGUGACUUCUUGGCAGAGGGUGGAACCUUUCCACAAGAUCGUGCCCUGCUUGGCUCACCUUUAUUUCUUGAUUUCUGCAAAUAAAUCUAUUUAGCAUACUUCCCAGGUGGCCACUAGGCCACCGUGGAGUUAGUCAAAGCACAUAGCCACGAUGCUGAGAUGGAAGGGGAGAGUCUCCCCAGGAACUGCGCAGUACCCAAGCUGCCUGAGGCACUCACCCCUCUGCCAGACACAGGGUGUCCCAUCCAGACAUGGCACGCUGGGCUGGGGAAGCAGUAGAUCACCUCCCUUAUCUUCUGCUCCUGAGCAUUACUUUUGUCCUUAUACCCCUUUGAGGUUGAAGGAGGUGAGCAUAUACAUUGACCCAAAGGACAAUCAAAUAAAUGAGGUGAACCAGGGCCCACUGUGGUGCUACCUGGACCAUGGAGUCUUUGUCGGGAGCUGUGUCAGGGGCUCCAGGAUCCAGGUCCUGAGUCCUCUCAAGGUUGAGGAGCCAGACUAUGACAGCCCCUUUGCUGUCUGGGGCCAGGGAGAUCAGCAUGUUGAGAGGUCUCCCUUCCUCUUUGGACCUCAGGGAAUCUCUCCAGCUUACUGAGAAGCAGCGCUGGGAGAGAGAGGUACAGAAGGUGGACAGGACCCAGGGUUGAGAGUAGUGGGGAUUGAAGGUGCAGAAAUGGAGGCAGAAAAAUGGGGGCAUCUCCAAGGGGCUAGGAAAGAUGCUGGUCUUUUAGUAAUAGAAAAUGAGAUCACCCUGACUGCCAACUUUUCUAGAUCCUCUUCCAUGUCUUUCUUCUCCCCUGCCCCUCACCUCUCUGAUUCUGCACAGGCCCCCAAAGGUCCCCCCCCUACCCCGGUAACAGGCCCUCUCCUCUCCAAAGGAGGCUGUCAACUGCCCACAACUAACCAGUGUCCCUGCCAGGCUUCCAGUGUAUCCACCCACAUCUGGAAGUGGCCCAAAUGUUUGGGUUUGGCUUUUUUUAUUUUCCAUUCCAGAUUAGCCCAGCCCAUCUCUAGUUAUAAAAAAAAAAAAAGACUUUUUUUUUUCUUUUUCUUUCCUUUUAUUACUUUUGCUCACAAUCAAGUGUCUGAUUAGGUCUGCAGCAGCCCUCGAAUGAGUACAGCAAAUUUACCAAUUUAACUCUUUCUUUACUGCAAGUUUAAAUAGUUGUAUAGAUAGUUUAUAAGCACAAUAUUUUAAGAGAAAAAAAACAGUGGCUGGUCUACUAGGCAGCCUUUGUGCUAGGAAGUUAAAGAAAAAAAACUUUGGUGAUUUAAUACUAAUAAUACUAUUUCUGUGGAAUAAUUCUAAAGAGUAUGACCUUUUUAAAAUCAACCUUAUUUGGAUGCGUCUGAACCAGCAGAGCUGUGUUACGUUUUCUAUCUUUGCUAGAACUUCGUCACCGAAGGACAAAUGUUUCUUCGAAAGUGGUCCCGAUUCGCCGAACGGCAGUUGGUCGGUCGGUAGCUCCCCAGUCCCAAAGCCAAUAAAAAGCCACUCUUCUCCAGUCCCCUCCCCACCCCACCCCCUGCACCCCCAACUCUGGAAAACCAAGAUUUCUUUUGACUUUGCCUCUGUUCUGAUCCCCUUUGCAGGUCAAUAUUUGUAUUUGGAAGUUCCAACCUACUUGUAAUAAAAAGAAUGCAUUCAGGCAUUUUCCUUCAGAGUACUUUCGAUUUUUCCAUAGUGAGGGAACAUUACUAUAAAGGAAUUUGGCGACAGGUGUUCUCACGGUAGCCAGCGGAGGGGCCACAAUACGUAAGAAUGUGUAAAAACAAACAAACAAAAGAGCUUCUUUAGCCAUCAUUUGUCUUCCAUUUGGUGAGAUGACAAGAGUUCAGUCAAUAAACCGCUAGCAAUCAGGCUCUUUUCCUUCCUUGGCUUUCCGCGGGUAUUGCCACUGCAAACGGUGCCAGGUCGAACGUUAGCCCAAACGAUAGGGGAGAAAAUCAGCCAGGUGACUUUCAGGCUGCUGCUAUGGAAGCACACCUUGGCAGGAUCUAGGCUUAUUGAAUUGUGGCCUCCCAGGGUGGUGCAGGCUGGUGGGGACCCUUUGGUCCCAAGCUAUUUUGUAUCUUUGCAGACACUUAACAACCUCGAUGCCAGGGCAUCAGUAGAAAGCAGAUGGAAACAUUAAAGAGCUAAUGAAAUAGUUUCUUUUUACAUUGUGUCUUACAGUAUCAAAGUAACCAGGCUGCCCAAGGGCCUGCUUUGACCAAUAAAAUACUUGUUUGCCAAGACCCAUCGGUCUAGCUGUUUGAUGAGUUUGCUCCCCUCAGCAAUAGCUCCCAGUUCAGAGAGCCCCCUCCUUCUCUUCUCCUCCGCAUUGGGGAACAUCAGGCCUAGGCCCUGUUCAUGAUACUCUUUAAUAUGGAGCUGAGCGUUAACGGCUCUGCUCAAAGAGACGUGUUAACUGUGGUCCUCUGGGUUUUAGGAUCAACUUUUGUUAUAUACUGUACUUUAAAUAAACUGUAUUUACAUGCCUA